UGUGACGUCACGCCGCCCCGCUCUCCAUCAUCAUCAUCAGCAGCAGCCACCAACUCAGCCAUCAUCAGCCGUCGCGAUGCCCAUCGAAAACCUGGAGGAGGAGGGCCUCCCCAAGAACCCCGACUUGCAGAUCGCGCAGUGGAAGUUCCUGCUCAGCUUGGACGAUCACCGGGACGACGAGGCGGUGAAGACGCAGCUCAUGGACGCGAUCAAGCGGCACGACAUGGCGCCAUUCUACGAGGAAGUCUGCCGUGAUCUGAAAUGGCGCCCGGACGCGCCGCUCCUCGCCCGCAUGCGCGCGGCCAACGAGGCGGAGUUGGCGCGGCUGGAUGCAGCGCUGGAGGACGCCGAGCGCAACCUGGGCGAGAGCGAGAUCCGCGACGCCAUGCUGGCACGUGCAGAGCACCUGUCGCGCAUCGGGGACAAGGAGUCGAGCCUCACCGCCUUCCGCAAGACGUUUGAAAAGACGGUGGCACUGGGCCAUCGCCUUGACAUCGUCUUCUACCUCAUCCGCAUCGGCCUCUUCUACCUUGACAAUGACCUCAUCACGCGCAACAUCGACAAGGCCAAGAGCCUCAUAGAGGAGGGCGGUGACUGGGACCGGAGGAACCGGCUGAAGGUGUACCAGGGCGUGUACCUGCUGGCGAUCCGCGACUUCAAGGGGGCUGCCGAGCUCUUCCUGGACACAGUGUCCACCUUCACAUCGUACGAGCUGAUGGACUACCGCACUUUCGUCACGCACACCGUCUACGUCAGCAUGAUCGCGCUCGAGAGGCCCGACCUGCGCGAGAAGGUGAUUAAGGGUGCGGAGAUCCUGGAGGUGCUGCACGGACUGCCGGCCGUGCGCCAGUACCUCUUCUCCCUCUACGAGUGCCACUACGCCUCCUUCUUCCAGUCCCUGGCCAAAGUGGAGCAGGAGAUGAAGGCCGACCGGCUGUUUGCGCCGCACUACCAGUACUACGUGCGGGAGAUGCGCAUCCUGGCCUACAGCCAGCUGCUGGAGUCGUACCGCUCGCUCACCCUUUCCUACAUGGCACAGGCGUUCGGCGUCAGCGUCGAGUUCGUCGACCAGGAGCUGUCACGGUUCAUCGCGGCUGGGAGGCUGCACUGCAAGAUCGACAAAGUGAACGAGAUUGUGGAGACAAACAGACCAGACAGCAAGAACUGGCAGUACCAGGAGACGAUCAAGAAGGGCGACUUGCUGCUGAACCGCGUGCAGAAGCUGUCUCGUGUCAUCAACAUGUGAUAUCCAUGUGUUACACACUCGCUGUGUGUUGUACACUCACUCGCGUUGUUACACACUGGCAUGUAUUACACGCUGUGUGUUACACAGUAACAUGUGUUACACACUCGGUGUGCCUGACACACAGGCUCGCGUGUGUUACACACUCGCUCGGGGAUCUGGGAGUCUUCGGUUUUGCAUCUUGGUUGGCGGGGAUGACGGGCGGUGCUGGUAACGACCACGCAGCCAAAACAACGGCGCUUUUAUUCUGGUAGACACCGAGGUUGUGUGUCCUGGGUAUGUCCGACACCAGGUUGUAGCUUCGUGAGAAGAAGUGUGUGGCUGUCACGCUACGCUGUGUGGUGGGCAGUAGAGGGCAGUGUUAACAAUUUUUCGCUGCUCUGUACUAUUAUACUAUUAGACUACCACGUCUAUGCUCCCUCCUUGAACCCGUACUGAGCAGCGUGGUAAAGUUUGGUGAAAUAACCUCCACGACCUGCAUGGCGUGGGGAGGCUAACCAUCCAGCAAUGAACUGACAUGGGUUGUACGUGUGCAAAGUUUCAGUAAGGUGAUGUUACUAUUGACAUUUUAAAACGUGAGGGCAACCUCACUAGAGUGCCAUAAUGACGCACUUGACUGCAACUUUCACACGUCUUUUUUUAUUAACAAAGCUGCAAGCUCAUGUGGGACAGCCCAGGACACACAGCCAAGGUGUGUAGUUACUAGAGAAGAGCUGUAUUGAUGUAUUUCAAUUGUCCGAUCGCCCCCAUGUAACAACCACACAGCCAGCUGCCCCGCGCAUAGCACGGCAUUUUGGGCCGUCUCCCAUAGUGCCCUGCAACCAGUGGUGUAGCUAUCGAGUGUGCAACUGCGCCAGGGCCCACGGGAUGGGCUUCGAAGAGGGGUGGAGGUAUUUGGACAGAGGACACACGAUUUCAUUCCUUGCACCAAGGCCCAUGCCAACCACACUAUGCCACUGCAUGUAAACUAAACAUCUGUGCAGGUGAUUUUAGAACUGCGCUCCUCGUACCCAAAACCACCUUUGCGUGUUUUUGCCACGUGCAACUUUGCUGAAUCGCGGUGAUUAGUAAACGCGGAAUGAUGGAUGGGGUGUGUGGGGAGGAACAAAAAUGGAGGUGUGAGAAUCCGCGCAAGGGAAAGUGCAGUGUGCAAGUGUCACGGGCCCUCAGUAGAGUUCCUCGUUAAUGAAAACGUGCAUUAACGAAGGCAGCUGAUUAGGGGUUCAGCCAAAGGGGUACAGGGUUUGGGAGCAGGGAAUAAUCGGGCAACCUUCUCCAAACAUCUCCCCACUCGUGUCCACUCAUUUUGUUUUGAUAAUAUAUUGCUGUUUGUUUGGAAAACACGUUAAAAUAAAAAAAACAAUUCGUUUAA
Messenger RNA from Lethenteron reissneri (Far Eastern brook lamprey), 2615 nucleotides. It is a transcript of the gene PSMD6, whose product is annotated as proteasome 26S subunit, non-ATPase 6. NCBI's taxonomy places the organism in Eukaryota, Metazoa, Chordata, Hyperoartia, Petromyzontiformes, Petromyzontidae. The record is from RefSeq and is a predicted model, not a curated record. Gene Ontology annotation, cellular component: proteasome regulatory particle. Gene Ontology annotation, biological process: proteasome-mediated ubiquitin-dependent protein catabolic process.